Molecule: messenger RNA, 941 nt
Organism: Tripterygium wilfordii
Lineage: Eukaryota; Viridiplantae; Streptophyta; Magnoliopsida; Celastrales; Celastraceae
Product: 7-methyl-GTP pyrophosphatase
Exons: 8
Coding region: 128-805 (225 amino acids)
Molecular function (GO): nucleoside triphosphate diphosphatase activity
Source: RefSeq, a predicted model, not a curated record
CGUGGACUGCUUGGAACCCCAUAGGACACGUGGUGACUGCUGAUAAGUUUCAGGCUACUACACGCUUCGCUUCGCUCAUCUUCGUCAUCAAGGUAGCAGCUCCACGAGAGAGCUCUGAAGGAGCGAGAUGGCUGCGAGAGAAUCUCCGUUCAAGAUAAUUCUGGGUUCGUCGUCAAUGGCUCGGCGACAAAUAUUAGCUGAAAUGGGCUAUGAUUUUACAAUAAUUACUGCAGAUAUAGAUGAGAAGCUUAUUAGGAAAGAAAAGCCAGAGGAAUUGGUAAUGGCUUUAGCAGAGGCAAAGGCAGAUGCCAUCAUCUCGAAGAUUUGUAAUAUCGGGAAAUUGGAAGAGAAUGCUCACGCGACACUGUUAAUUACCGCAGACACUGUGGUGGUAUAUGAGGGGAUAAUUAGAGAGAAACCAGGCAACAAGGAAGAAGCACGGGAAUUUAUCAAAGGUUUGCUGCUGGAUCUUUCUUACACCUCAUUGCAUUGCCAUUUGUGUUCACAUCUAUUUGCAGGUUAUUCUGGCGGUAAUGCAGCAGUUGUAGGAUCUGUGCUUGUAACCAACCUCAAGACCGGGACAAGGAAAGGGGGAUGGGACAGAGCAGAGGUAUAUUUUUAUGAAAUACCAAAUGAGGUCAUUGAUGACUUGAUUGAGGAAGGAAUCACCCUAAAUGUUGCUGGGGGCCUGAUGCUGGAACAUCCUCUGACAUUGCCCUUUGUUGAAGCAGUGGUGGGGACAACAGAUACCGUGAUGGGACUUUCUAAAGCUCUUACCGAAAAACUUAUACGGGCAGCUCUGUAGCUGUUGUAAAUUUGGUGGUGAGAUUCCAAUGGCUUAACUGUGUCAACAGUGGAUCGAUCUCCCUGCUAUAGAAUAUUUUUCAGUCAUCUGCUGGUGAUUGCGGUCUCAAAUCCUCUUUUGUUGAUUGGCUUGGCCA